Molecule: messenger RNA, 2233 nt
Organism: Branchiostoma floridae (Florida lancelet)
Lineage: Eukaryota; Metazoa; Chordata; Leptocardii; Amphioxiformes; Branchiostomatidae
Product: zinc finger protein 678-like
Exons: 2
Coding region: 314-1288 (324 amino acids)
Biological process (GO): regulation of transcription by RNA polymerase II
Cellular component (GO): nucleus
Molecular function (GO): DNA-binding transcription activator activity, RNA polymerase II-specific; RNA polymerase II cis-regulatory region sequence-specific DNA binding
Source: RefSeq, a predicted model, not a curated record
GAGCGAGUCCUGAUUGGCCAGAGCAUUUUAGAUUUGCAUAACAGUCAAACGUGUCUGUCUGGAAUGUCUGGAGCUUUCGGAGCAGACACGUACACACUUCUGCUGCCGAGGCCAUGUAAAAUAGUUACAUCUAUCUCUUCGGGAAAGGGACUCGUUACCGCCAGUAUUCACAAGUGUCAGAGACCUACUCAACCUGGCAACCCCGACUGUAUCUCAUCUGGAAAAAGAGAAGGGAAGUAAUGGACGUGGAGAGGAUCUUCCGCGUACACACAAGUGUGGCGAGUGCGACAAGGAGUUUCGUCGACUGAGUGACAUGAAGAGACAUACGUGUACUCACACUGACAAGAAACCCUUUAGGUGCGAGGAUUGCAACAAACAGUUUAGUGGGUUGAGUCAGCUGAAGAUACACAUGCGGACACAUACCGGUGAGAAGCCCUAUAGGUGUGAUGAAUGCAGCAAACAAUUUAGUAAGCUGUGUCAUCUAAAGCAGCACAUGAAGAAUCAUACUGGUGAAAAACCUUACAAGUGUGAGGAAUGCAACAGGCAGUUUAGUCAGCUCGGUUCUCUGAAGAGUCACAUACGGACUCACACCGGUGAGAAACCUUACAGAUGUAAGGAGUGCGGCAGACAGUUCAGUCAGCUUUGUGAUCUGAAAAGACACAUGCGGACUCAUACCGGUGAGAAGCCUUACAGGUGUGAUGAAUGCAGCAAACAGUUUCGUGUGCUGUGUCAUCUAAAGAAGCAUAUGCGGACUCAUACUGGAGAGAAGCCCUAUAGGUGCGAAGAAUGCAGCAAACAGUUUAGUCAGCUGUGUCAUCUGAAGCAGCAUAUAAAGACUCACACAGGAGAGACACAAUACAAAUGUGAGGAGUGUGGCAAACAGUUUCGUGAGCUAAGUAAGUUGAAGAUACAUAUUCGGACUCACACGGGUGAGAAACCUUACAAAUGUGAGGAGUGCGGCAAACAGUUCAGCCAGCUUGGCGAUUUGAAGAGUCAUAGGAGGACUCAUACUGGAGAGAAGCCCUAUAAGUGCGAAGAAUGCAGCAAGCAGUUUAGUACGCUGAGUAAUCUGAAGAGACACAUGCGGACUCAUACCGGUGAGAAGCCAUAUAGGUGCGAUGAAUGCAGUAAACAGUUCAGUGUGCUGUAUAGUCUAAAGCAGCAUAUGAAGACUCACACUGGUGAGAAACCUUACAAAUGUGAGGAGUGCAGCAGACAGUUCAGCAGGUGGGGGCAUCUGAAGAAGCAUAUGAGGACUCAUACCGGCGAGAAACUCUACUGGUGUUAAGAAUGCAGUAGGAGCUUUAGUCAGUCGAACCGUGUACAGAGCCACAAGAGAACCCACAGAGAUGCUAGUUCACAGCUACCUGUGUGAAGGUUACAGGCAAGUUCUGCGCCAGUGUAGAUCCAGAGAGACAAAUAGCGAACAGAAGCCACGAACCAAAGUUUACUUGUUUAUAGGAUUUAGUCACUGACGCAAGCUCGAUGCUUUGUCAACGAAUUUGCUGACUGGCUGUUCACAGAUACAUUUAUGUAUACUGGUGAUCUGAUUGAUCUCAUUAUCUUAACCAAUGUGGGGGCUAGAACUUCAAUCUGCUCUUUAUGUUGAAACUUUCGGCGUUGGGAAGAUUUCUGCCAAAUCAACCUAUUGAAAAACCAUUGAGAAUUUCGUGUAUUUUCAUAUAUUUUGUAUUGUAUUGAAUGCUAGAUCAUUGUACUUAGUUGGGUAGAAUAAUGUAGGCGUGGCCCUGGAUUUUAGAUAUUUCAUAUUUGAGUGUGGAUGACAUAGCUACAUGGUAUGGACUGGAUCUGUUUAUUGUUUUUUUAGAGUAGGUAACAUGUACGCCUGUCUGUCAUAUACUUAUAAUUAACCUUCUUUAAAAGAUAUUGAUGUCAAAAUCGCAAGUGUGUUAGUACUGUAAUGUUAGAUUAGAUUGACCCCCCUCUAUAUGUAUGUAGCUAACACGUGUACAUCUCUAGAGGCUGUUGAGACCGUUAAUCAGUAUGUAAACACGACACGUUUUUGUCGACCUUAAAGGAAACAGACAGGGUCAUUUGAGAGGUUGCGGACGGUACGCAUGCAUUGAACGUUAGAAUACAAGUCUUUGUCGUUGAAUUAAUCAACAUUCCGCAUGGCGAUAUCAACCAUUUUCGGCAGAGUUAACGUUAACUUUAACAGGGUUAGUUGAGGCAUUUGAGAGAAUGUUUCUUGGCGGAAAACGCGGGAAAAUUG